Molecule: messenger RNA, 3945 nt
Organism: Heterobilharzia americana
Lineage: Eukaryota; Metazoa; Platyhelminthes; Trematoda; Strigeidida; Schistosomatidae
Source: the annotation of a GenBank genome assembly
AUGAAAAAUUCCGAAAUCUCUCCUAUUGUAUUCAAACAAGAACCUAUUGAAGAUAAUUCCCACCUACAACCUUCAUCAGUAUCAUCCAUUAGUCGUAGUCUUGACAAUAAUGACAGCAUCAAUUAUUCGAAUUAUCAAGAUUUCGAUUUAGGCGGUUAUCCGUGCUCUACAAUGGUUACUAUGACAACAGACGAUAAAACAAAUUCAGUGUUUUCAAUAUCAGAUGGGAAACUAGUGUCAGUGUCAAAUACAAUUAUGACAAAUGAUAUACUAUCAAAAAACUUCCAGAAUUCUUUGAAUAAUUUAAACUUAACUAGUCAAUUUAGCCAUCACCAUCAUCUUUCUCAUCAUCAUAGUCAUCAUCAUAAUACAAAUGGUGAGAAUACAGAGUUUCCCAACUCCUUACUACAAAGUGAAUCUGUACGAGAACAGAACUAUUCGGUAUCCCCAAUGGAUGUAUUAUUGCCAUCAUCUGAAUCUUCAUCAUCAACUGUGAUGACAUCAGCUUCAGUUGUCAAUAUGAACUUGAACAAAAAUACAAUUGAUUUAUUAAAUGCUCCAAGGUUGAGUUUAACUCGUAACAACUUAAAAACUAGUCUUUUAAACACUGUAACACGUACAUCUCAACCUUCCUCUUCGUCUACUGUCACACGUCAUCAUACAUCAAAGACAUCUGUACCAAGCACACCAACAAAUGUUACAAGUAAUCGUUCUAUAGGAAGUCAAUCAUGUGGGAGUGGAUUACGGUCAACUGUAGGACAACAUCGUCCACAUCAUCAUCAUCAUCACCAUCAUCUUCAUCAUUAUCGAACUGCAUCGAUAUGUUCCCGAGCAUCAUAUAUGUGUCGAAAAUGUAAGACACACGGACAUAAUAUACCUGUGAAACGACAUAAACGUACAUGUCCUUAUACUAAUUGUACAUGCAUUAAAUGUCAUCUUGUCGAUCAAGGGAGAAAGGUUGUGGCUAAACAAAUAGCUCUCUAUCGUGAUCAAAAAGGUAAUUCACACCAACGGGAUACUCAUGACCAAUCAGAUAUGAAAAGUAAACAAACAUCUUCCUGUAUCAAUUGGUCAUCGUCUUCACUGGCAUCCCCAACAACACCUAUUAACACAAGCUUGGAAGUCAAUAGAAUUGAUGAAACAAGAAUAAAUAAAAAUUUAAGCACAAAUCGAAAUACUACUAAUACUAAUACUAAUCGAUUAUUAAAUAAUAAUCUGAUGCAUAAUACUUUGAUUGAUAAUAAAAUAAAUUCAACAUUAAUUCCAUUAUCACAUUCAAAUACUCUAAGAUCAGCUGUAGCACUUAUGGAUGAGAAACAGGCGGUUACAUCUGGUCCACACUGUCGACGAUGUCGUAAUCAUUCAAUAGCUGUUACAUGGAAAGGACAUAAGAAAACUUGUCCAUUUCGAAAUUGUCCAUGUGAUCCGUGUCGAUUGAUCAAUGUGCGAAAGGAUACAGAGAAGACACUUCGAGAAAUGGUAAGUCAUAAUGAAAUGAAACCAUUUACAAACGCCUGUAAGGAGAAUCGUACAAUCUGUUCUUCGUAUACGCCACAACUAACAACAGAGACAACUCCAAGCUUCUCAGAGGCAAGCAAUCGAUCUGAGUAUAUACUCAAAUCAAUUCAUACAAACAAUGAUAUGAUUCCUAGUCAUACAAAUGGGAACAGACAAUUAGAACAAAAUUUUGUCAGUCAACAGAUACAUGAUAAUCAAGUAUUGCGGCCACCAAAUUCAUCUACAUGCUUAACUCAACUGCUACAUGACAAUACUCGUAAUAAUAAUAAUAAUAAUAACUGUAUUUCAAUGAAUCUAACUCGUCCCGAAGUCAAUCACUCAUCCAGCUCACGUCCAAAUUCCAUAGAUUCUUUUCAUUCACAAAACAGUUCAGAUAUUCAUUCCAAUAAUUCUCUUCCAACAAUAACAACUCCUUUUUCCAGUGUAAAUCAUUUAAAAACGCAUUCCAAUUGGAUUUUAAAGUCUUCAAAUCAAUUUAAAAAUUCAAACUGUCCACCAUAUCGUGAUAUAAAUCAUCUUUCAACUGAUUGGUGGAUUCAACCUGCCAGUCUUUUUCCAACAUCCACUGCAUCAUUGAAUAUUUCUGCAGCAUCUUUACUGUCACCACCCCUUACAUUACCAAUAAAUCCUUCACAAAAUCAAUUAAUGUCAACAGAUUUGAGCGAAUAUGUACAUUGUGAUACAGUCAUUGGAAAUAUGAGUCAAAAAAUCAAUAAUAAUAAUAAUAAUAAUAAUAAUAACAAUAAUAGUAAUAAUGGUGUUGGCGCGGAAUUUGAUCCUUCAAUGACGACACAUUUUUCUCAGUUAAACUCGGUUGAAGAAGACUAUUAUCAAAAUACAAUGUUUAAAAAUGAUUUAGUUAAUGAGAAUAUUGGUGACUUCGCUUAUAUUGAUAAUAAUAACAAUAAGAAUUAUUAUUAUGAUAGUCCAGAUUAUGUUGGAUGUGUUGGUGAUUUUCGAAAUUCAUCAUCUUAUCUAUCGAGAACAAAUCGAUUUCAAGUAUACAAUCCUAUGAUGAAUAACUUGAUCAAUCAUAAUACUACUGUUAACACUACUAUGAAUAACAACAGUAAUAGUAAUGGCUGUAACAAUCCUAUGAGUAAUAAGUUUGGUUCAUGUUUCAAUUCACAACUGCCUAAUGAAACACCAUUCUAUUGUCCUGAAAGAGUUUCAGCUGUGGCAGCAGCAGCUGCAGCAGCUGCUGCCAUGGUUGCUAUGACACCAGGUAUCAGUAGUUCACCAAGACGAUGUUCACAUCAUCAUUACCAUCAUCAUCAUUGUCAUGCACACACACACUGUUAUAUUAAUCAGAACUAUCGAGAAGAUAUACAACAAAGACACGAAGAGGAGGAUGUUGGCGGGGGUGGUGUCGACGAUGACGAUGAGGUAGACGAAGAGGAGGAGGAUGGGUUAGGCGAAGACGAUGCUAAGCGAUACUAUCAUUUUCACCAUUUGAUUAACCAGCCAAUUUCAAUUCAACAACAUCAUAAACCUUAUGAAACACUAGAUCCAACAAUCUCUUAUUCCGAUUUAGAACAGAACAGAACAGUUAGAGGAUGUUCUCCCUUCAAUAAAGGUCAUCUUGAUGAUAACGGAGAAGCCCAUAUACCUUUAUUGCAUAAAACCUGUACAGCAACUGGGAAUUCGACGGCGUAUAAUGAUGAAUAUCAAGAUCCAUUGAAUGAUUACUAUUCAAGGUUUAGUAGAUCUCCAAAAGGUUGGAUAAAUAGAGAGACAGAUGACAUUAGGAUAUCUCAACAAGAAUUAUCAACACUGAUCCAACAUACUGUAAACAAUAAUAAAAAGUAUGACUUACGCCUAGCCACAACAUUCCCUUCAGUUCCAGUUACAAUCGAUGUGCCCCUUCCUCAUCUAACGCCAGAUAACUUUCGUGAUUCAAAUUUAACUGCAAUUACAUUGCCUUCAUCAUCAUUGUCAUCUUAUGCACAAAAUAAUCUAACCACUUCCUUUCCAUUCCUACCGACUAAUACACCCACGUCAUUUACUCUGGAUUAUUUAAAUCCAAUCUGGAAAAAUCAAUGUAAUGUUAAAAUGAGUCAUUCUCUAACUGAUGUGUCUGGACAAAUCAUUAGUAACGAUAGUAAUAAUAAUAAUAAUAAUAAUAAUAAUAAUAAUAAUAAUGCUGAUGAGAAACAGAUACAUUCACGAAUCUCAGCGAGUCAAAUAAAAGAUUCAAAAUCUGAAUUUUCAAGAAUGCUCAUCCAUCAGCCUAACAACAAUGGUGAUGAUCAUGAUGAUAAUAACAGUAGUGGAAAUCCAUCGACAUGGAACUUGAACACUGCAUCACAUUCUCAAUGCAAUAGUGAUCAGAUAUUGUUCAACAGUCAAUCCAAUUUAUUGGGGAAUAGUUCAAAUUUUGAAUCUACCAACGGAGCUAGAGAUGCAAAUGUUUUAUUGAGAGGAUGA